AUGGGAUCCACAGAGCAGCUCCCCAAGAUGCAGUACCGGUUCCUUGGUCGGUCUGGUCUACAAGUAUCAGUCAUUAGUUUGGGUGGAUGGGUCACGUAUGGCGGCCACGUCGGCGACCAGAUUGCUUUUGACUGCAUGAAGGCUGCUUACGAUGCCGGUAUCAAUUUCUUCGAUUGUGCAGAAGCUUAUGCAGAAGGGAAAUCAGAGAUUGUCAUGGGACAGGCCAUCAAGAAAUAUGGUUGGAAGCGCAACGACCUGGUAAUAUCGACCAAGAUCAAUUGGGGCGGCGCUUUUGGUAACAAUCCAGUCAACAAUGGAGGCCUUUCGAGAAAACAUCUGAUCGAGGGCACCAAUGCUGCUCUGGAGCGUCUACAACUCGACUAUGUUGACCUUCUCUACUGCCAUAGACCAGAUCGAAAUACCCCGAUGGAGGAGACUGUCCGAGCCAUGAACUACCUAAUCAAUACUGGCAAAGCUUUCUACUGGGGCACAAGCGAGUGGAACAGCGAGGAGAUCGCCAUGGCCUGGGCUUGCGCAGAGCGUCUCAACCUCAUUGGCCCUGUGAUGGAACAGCCACAAUACAACCUCCUCGCACGCGAGAAAGUCGAAAAGGAGUUCGCUCUGUUGUACGAGUACUACGGCCUCGGCCUGACCAUUUUCAGCCCUCUAAAAACAGGCAUCCUGACAGGAAAGUACAAUGAUGGAAUUCCCGACGACAGCAGAUACGCAUCGGCCAAAGAUGCCUUCAGCAGUAACAAAGCCAAGUCCUAUGGUGACGCCACAUGGCAACACGAUAUCGAGCAGACAAAGAAGCUACAGCCUAUUGCCGAGAAGUUGGGUACGGAUAUGACGAGUUUGGCUUAUGCUUGGAUCCUCAAGAAUCCUAAUGUCAGCUCUGCGAUUACCGGUGCUUCAAAGAUUGAACAGGUUACAAAGGCAGUGCAAUCAUUGAGUGUGAUUGAGAAGCUUACACCAGAAAUCAUGAACGAGAUAGAUGAGACGCUGGGCAACAAGCCAGCUCCGCUUACGAGAAGGUUCUAA
Molecule: messenger RNA, 1041 nt
Organism: Lithohypha guttulata
Lineage: Eukaryota; Fungi; Ascomycota; Eurotiomycetes; Chaetothyriales; Trichomeriaceae
Exons: 2
Coding region: 1-1041 (346 amino acids)
Source: RefSeq, a predicted model, not a curated record